AUGCAACCGCUAAACCCUUUCCUUGCCGCCUUCUUCAAAAGUCCCGUUGCUGCCCAGUGCACGCCUGUCCAUCAUCAUAUCCUUCUCGUCCCACUGACAGAUGAGCUUCUGACCUCGCGCGAAAUCGACAGCGGCGCCGCCGCUAGCGAGGUCAUCGCAUCGGAGGAGUUUCUAGGCAGUCACGUCCUACGGAUUCCAUCACCUGGCGUCUCCUCCUCGGGCGGUAAAGAUGGCGUCCACAAUUUGCGCGAUGUGAGGGGCAAAGCAAAGCAGUUUUCAACCCUGAAUGGAAGAAGCGUCGUCAUUAAAGAUUCUGUGGUAUAUAGUAACAAAGGCUUCAAAACGUUUGCUCAGGCACAGAUACUAAACGACGCGAUUUGGUACCCAGACGUCUUCGAGCCUCGGCAAUGGCUGCUAUACUUCAUUUCGAAACCCCUGGUGGGUGCAUGGGAGGAAAUCAAGAUUCUACCAGCCGUUCUAGGCAAUGGUGUAAACAAGAAGAUGACUUUGGACACCAAAAAAGUAAACGGCUCGAACACCGCAGAGAGUACUGUUCCAAAGAAAAAAGACAUUAGGAGCUUUCAUGAGCUGUUAAACAACUUCCCGAUGAUUGCACGACAAAUGCAACCCGGCCUUGAGAAGCUAUUUUUGGAAUUUACAACUGUCUUUGAGAAACCUUUGCCGCCGCCACCAUCUGCUCUUAGAAUACCGGACGCUCUGCCCGAUGGCCCAAUAACUGCAGCAAUGCGAAGAGCACGCUCGAACAGUUUCUCUACCCGGAAUGGCAAGGCCAUCAACCGUGAUUCACUUCCAGUAACAGAGGACUUUUACGCCGAAGACGACGAGGAUGUAAUGAGGGCUUCAUUAGAGACCGCUGUCACUGCGGCUAUUGACUUGUUUCAGAGCGUCGACAAACAACAGCUGUCUCUUCUUGGGGCCACAACGGACUUAACGGGCCCCUUGGUAGAAAAGCUCAUCGAACGUUAUGUCACUGAAAAUAUCAAUCACCUCAUAUUCCCCAAACUCAGUGCAAUCAAACGACCUGAGGAUCUCGAGCUCGAAGCAAAAAUCAAGCAAAUGGAGUAUAUUGAUAUAUCACAGCUGGGAAUUACUAUUGAUGGAGGAUCCAGGGCCAAACAUGAUUUGCUUAUACAACUCGAACCCGCCAUCGAAGAAUUCAAGAAGAUAGCGAAUGCUAUGAGCCCUGCAGAAAUGAUGGAUGCUCUAUUGUCCACUACGAAGGCCGCUUCGCAGUUGACUGAUACAUCUAGGACCCAAAUGGCCAACGGCAAGGAAGAUCCCGUGUAUGAAAAGACAAUCAUGACGGUCAAUGCCGACACAUUAGUCUCGCUCCUGCUCUACGUCGUAAUUCGCUCCCAGGUCCGAAAUUUGCAGGCCAGGCUAGUGUAUAUUCGAAAUUUCAUCUUUAUUGACGAUGUCGACAGUGGAGAAAUGGGAUAUGCGCUAAGUACGUUUGAGGCCGUACUCGCAUACCUCGCUUUGGAUUCGGCGGGUCUCCGAAGAGCAAGCAGGCGGAACAAAGCCUUGUGGGAUGCCGCGAAGAGGACAGACUUAACCGAGCUGAAAGCAAUCAUGGAACCAAAUAUGUCAGCCGUUGUAGACGGAGAUGACGAUUUGGAGCUCGAUGGAGACCCUGAUGAACAGGCAAGACCAAGCCGGCGUUCGUCAUUUACCUGGAGUCUACAAGAUAGGCCCUCAAGACGCCCAUCUCUGGCGUUGACCGUGUCGGACAGAUUCUCUCGUGGCUCCGGCCUAGGUCAUGUAUUUCCAUUCCAGUCUAAUGGCAACUGUGAGGAGGGUGACUUUUCACUGGUCAAACGAGUUAAGCGAGUUGCCAUGGACACUCGCAGCUUAUCAAGCGGGUCUGAAAUCUCCUUCCACUCACGCACAGGUAGCAUUGGGACUCUGGGCAGUGUCAUCGAAGGAGAUGUAUCUGUCGAGCGCCUGGCCCAAACGAGCAAUUCCUUUGGCGAGUCUGUUCUAAUGAUUGCUAUCCAGAGUGAAAAUCCAGCAUCUCUAAGGUACCUACUCUCCCUUUCCGGAUACUAUUCUCUUGAAGUGAUACUUCAAGAUAUGAACAAUGAGGGAACGACUUUACUAAGUGCUGCCAUACAACUUGGUCAUAAGGAUCUCAUUAAUAUGCUCCUGGAGCGGAUUGAUAUGUGUACUGAAGACCAACGUGUGCAGUACUUAUCCGAGCAAGACAUCUGGGGACGCAGCGUUGGGCAUUACCUUUUCCAUGCUCCUUUUUUGAUUGCAAAGAUUGGAAAGCUAAUUCCUUGGAGACAACGUGACAAGAAUGGCCAGACACCAUUGUUCGCCCUGUGCCGGUCCUAUGAUAACGAGAACUACUACGAUAUGGUGGAAGCUGGACUGAGGGUGGCAAGGGAAACCCAAAAUGAUGGACAGGCGUUACACCUUGACGACCAUGUGGAUGCCAAGGGCAAUACCUUGCUCCACAUUAUAAAUGAUACAAGGCUUGCGAUGAGAAUAUUGCAUUACUGCGACAUCGACGUGAACGCGACCAACGAGAAAAGAUUCACAGCACUCAUGGUCGCCAGUAAAUAUGGAAGAUACGACAUGGUCAGGUGUCUAUUCGCUGAUCCUAGAGUAGAUAUUGCAGCAAGAGAGAUGCGUGGUCUCACUGCUGUAGAGCUUGCAAAGGACGACGAUGUGCGGAACAAAAUUGAUGACCUUGCUCUGUUUAGCAUGCCUGCGGGACGUGAUGGGAGAAUCACUGGUGUCGUUCGUGCUUUCUUCGUGGAAGAUGGGAGUGUGAGGCUAGUCCUGAAGUCGGCAGCGCCAACGGACCAUGAUAGUUACACAGUAACAACGACUAGGCGCUCUCUAGCGGAGUUCGAGCAGUUGGCCCAUCUUUUGGCAGAAGAGCAGCCUGCUUCAUGGAUUCCGUCCAUGUCUGAUACGAGGUCACCAUUUCAAAUACCCGUGAAACCAUCCCGAGCGGUUCUGCGAGACGUUCAAGCGAAGACAGAUUGGUUCCUGAGAAUUAUGCUGAGCCAUCCCACUUUAGCAACCCACGAGAUGCUUUGGGAGUUCUUCCUCGUCCCUGAACUACAGCUUGAAGCAAUGGAACAGCGCACGAAGCUCAAGGUAGAGGCCAGGAUCGAGAGAAUCAAGGAAGAGUACGAACCUAUCCGCGAUAUGAGAGAAGUGGAGCAAUUUGUGAAUCAUGCCAGGGAGAUGGUCCGAAGUGUCAGCUAUUCGACGAAAAGUGUGACAAGACGUGCCAACGGUGUCGGACUGGCUAUAAGUGACCUCUACGAUUCCAUGGUGCUCCUACACAGGGCAGUAUCUACAAUAAAAUUCUUGCCACAAUCCCACAUCAGCGCUCUGGAGGCUCAGAUAACAGCUGCCAAACGAGAUGCUGAUAGAAAUGACAGCUCUGCGGGCCGUUCCUCACGAUGGGUAUUGGGGCUACUGGAUGAGACCAGGCAAAGAAUUCAAGACGGAAGAGAGAGACGGGCUAAAAAAUACCGCGAAGAGGCCGAAUACCUCUCCAGAGAGCUGCGAUAUACACAACAGACGGUGGCAGGAGAGCUAGCCGGAUGGCAGGACAUGCACGAGAAAAUGGGACGCAGAGCAAUCCGGGACUUCGCACGAGCCAUGGUCGUUCAAGAGAGAAUGCGGCUAGAUGGAAUGGCUCGAGCUCUGCGAAAGGUCAGGACGCAACGGUCAAAUGUCAAGUCAUGA
This is a messenger RNA of Metarhizium acridum CQMa 102, 3732 nucleotides long. NCBI's taxonomy places the organism in Eukaryota, Fungi, Ascomycota, Sordariomycetes, Hypocreales, Clavicipitaceae. The record is from RefSeq and is a predicted model, not a curated record.